This is a messenger RNA of Suillus fuscotomentosus, 907 nucleotides long. RefSeq lists its product as uncharacterized. NCBI's taxonomy places the organism in Eukaryota, Fungi, Basidiomycota, Agaricomycetes, Boletales, Suillaceae. The transcript is spliced from 3 exons. Bases 56 to 670 code for a protein of 204 amino acids. The record is from RefSeq and is a predicted model, not a curated record.
AACUGGCCUUCCGUCAGAUAUUGUAAGCUUAGAUGCAUUCUUAAUUAUACUGACAAUGGAUCUUCUCUUGCAGGCUGAUGCUACACGACUGGCCCCAAAGAUCAAAGGUCAAAUACCCCAAGGGUUUUUCGAUGAUUUCAAGUCUAACCCGCGCACUCAUCCAUCCCAAUCUCAUGGGGAACAUGACUGCCCCACUCCAGCACCGCGUCAACGCUUCUUCAGCCGUUUUCCCUCUUUCUGGCGCCGCUCCAAGUCCCACGUGGAAACUGAACGUGAGACCCGGCCUCGAUCUCACCCUCUCAGCUGGACUCGAAACAUGGUCUCUGGCAUACUACGCAGACGAGAUGGAUCAAAUACAGCCGAGGUUCCAUACACAGCUGCCCAGCCUAGGAGCUAUCAUGCGAGAAAGAAGCCAGCUCCUGGCUCGUCUCACCCUCCCAACGCUCAUACCAUGCAACAACAGACUGGCGCAGCAACACAGAGCACACCAUCAUCGUCUCAGACACCACCUCCCACUGCCACUUCGACACUUUCCGCUGUCACUGCUGCCCCGGGGAUAACAGGAACGAUAUCGCGUCCUGAUGUCACCAUCAGACAGGCCGGAUGGGGGAUUCGUUUUAUGCUCUGGGCUACUUGCGCGUCUGUUGAGUAUACAACUAAUCAACCUUAGGGAAGCACUUUGCUUCGGUGUUUCAUUCGCACUUGUAAUAAUCAGCCAAUAUUCCCGUGUUAUUAUUGUAUAGUAUUUAUUCGUUAGUUCAUCAGCAUAUCGUAUAGUACGGGACUUAUAUGGACCAUCAGCGUUCACAUAUUCAAUGAUGAUCUUCCUCUUCACAUCAUAUAUAAAGUUGGGACAAGACGAUACUUAUAAAAUCGAGUAUUUAUGUAGCGCUAUAACAUCGACGAG